Molecule: messenger RNA, 1368 nt
Organism: Acytostelium subglobosum LB1
Lineage: Eukaryota; Evosea; Eumycetozoa; Acytosteliales; Acytosteliaceae
Exons: 1
Coding region: 1-1368 (455 amino acids)
Source: RefSeq, a predicted model, not a curated record
AUGAUUGAGCUACAGCAGGCGGCCAGCAACAAACCGGACGACGACUCACAUAGACAUGUUGAAAGGUGGAAGUGCAGGUAUGACAAUGAUCCUGACAGCAACAACAGAUACACUCUGGCAGCCAGUGGUAUCAUCUUUGGCAAAUAUGUCGAUGGCUGGGAGAGCAAGAUCAUCAAGGCGAUCACCGAGAGAAUGGUCUUCACGGAGCAGUUGACCAUCGUUUACUUCACCAACCAUCAAUGGUUCGAUAACAACACGACGUUAACGCAGGUAUUCGACUGGCUGCACUCAAAGUGCGACAACCUCACAACUAUGGUAGUCAAGAGCAAGAACUAUGAUCGCAACCGCAACACUCUAGACCUGGGCGCAUUGUUCACCUUUAUCCAGGACAAGAAAUCGCUCAGGAACAUUACAAUCGAUCGAUCUCUCUUUAAUAUGGUUGGCAACGAUUGGGAAAUCAUCUCGUCGUUCCCUAAAGGUGGCCCCUAUGACUUUGGACACAUCAAAUCUUUAAAACUUUAUAGUUGUAGCUUGCAUCGUGAUGACUUGACACAGUUUUUCAUAUUCCUCAAUGGAUUCACGAUGUUGAAGCAUCUCUCGAUUAGUGUCAAUGCUCAUGGCCACAGUGAUGAAAGCGCGCAGCACAUGUUUCACGACAAUCUCUCAAACUUUGUCAUCCAGAGCAGCGACACCCUGAGGUCGCUGGAUCUCGGCUCAUACUACACAGAGGAUCAGGUGUUCCUGGACAGGUUGGAGAAGAGCAACACACUUGAGCACCUGUCAAUGUCCUUCCCAAUGAUGAAUGACGAAGGAUUUGACAGGACAGAUGUGGAUAGAUACCUCCUCCUUAUUCCAGAUUCGGUCAAGUCUUUUGUUUGGAAGAGGAUACCAUCGCAUGCGGUCAACGAGUUUGACCAGUUAUGGUACUUCCUCAAGAUAAACACACCGUCCACCAUCGAGAGAUUGCACAUCAAGCUCGACCACAAAGAAUACUUGCGAGGUGAAUAUCGGCCAGACACACAUGAAUUCUUCUCGUCCAACACUAAACUGCGAUACUUGCGAGUUGAUGGCGCUGACGAGGAGGUGGUCCUUCAAAUACUAGUCAACGCACUACAGUUUAGCAAGAGUCUUGUGCGAUUGGAACUGCGACAAUUACAAGGUCACCAAGAAAUGUCAAUGGCCUGGCUCACAACAUUGUCCCAAUGUACCACUCUAAAGACCAUCAUCAUGUAUAUGGACCCACGUGGAUUUGAAAAAGACUACUCCCUUAACCUUCCCAACAACUGUCCAUUUUCGUUGGUGUCCAAACCGAUAAAGAGGGAUCGCUGGAGCUGGAAUCCUAUCAAGUAUGUCUUCAAUAAAGUAUGA